AUUUUUGACAUUUUCUAGUAAAUAAUACAUGAGUCAUGUACUUGGCCCGAUUAGAGGAGAGAAGACUCCAAAAUGAAAUUACUAGAGAUCAACAUUUUACAGGUUUGGUGAUUAAUUUUGAUCAGAAAUCUUGAAGAAUAGUUUCUUAUUUUUAACCAUGAUAACUGCUUUUUAAUGAUAGGAAGUUAAGAAAAGUAAAACACUGGAGGAAAACUGGAAAGAAUUCUUUUAAAUUUCAGAUUCUCACUGCCUAAUUUCCUCAUCUCCUCUAAAUUCAAGUUCAUCAACAGAUCUAAUACUAAUAU
Molecule: messenger RNA, 305 nt
Organism: Moneuplotes crassus
Lineage: Eukaryota; Ciliophora; Spirotrichea; Euplotida; Euplotidae
Source: the annotation of a GenBank genome assembly